Molecule: messenger RNA, 1290 nt
Organism: Talaromyces atroroseus
Lineage: Eukaryota; Fungi; Ascomycota; Eurotiomycetes; Eurotiales; Trichocomaceae
Exons: 2
Coding region: 1-1290 (429 amino acids)
Biological process (GO): regulation of DNA-templated transcription
Cellular component (GO): Rpd3L-Expanded complex; Rpd3L complex; nucleus
Source: RefSeq, a predicted model, not a curated record
AUGGCCACCGAGGACUGCGCCACUGUCCUUGAACAGUUCAUUCACGAUGUUGCCAAUCUACCGGCGGAGAUCACGCAUUUAAUGGAAGAAAUACAAGCCAAAGACAAGACAAUCCAAGAGUGCCGGACAACCAUCAAUUCGCGCGAUAACAGCAUCCAGAAAUUUAUCAAACUCAACGGCAGCCUCGCGCCCAAUCCGAAAGAGGAGCAAUACAGCAAGACGAUUCUCCAGAACUUAGAUCGAUGCCAGAAUCUGCAGGACGAAAAGAUCCAUCUUAGCGAGAAAGCAUGCGUCUUGCUCGAUCGUCAAAUCAAGAAAUUGGACUUCAAAAUCCGCGAUCUCGUCAAGGACGGAAUAUUAUCAAACGACCCGCCGCUUCCGUCGCUAUUCGAUAAUAAAAUCCAAUACGGCGAUCUUCCGGCCGCGUUUUUGCACGAUUCCACAUCUACCCCCGAAACCUCUACAGCAUACACACCUCUGAACCCGACCUCUGGCAAUGCCUCGACUCCCGUGUCCGCUGCUCAGCGCAUGAGCCAAACCAGCUCCCGUGCUACUAGCAUCAACCCGUUAGCUGGCCAAACCCCGACCCGCGGCUCCGCGCCAUCCACGCCUUCUGCGGCAGCUCUCCAUCUUCAGCAGCGACAGCGGGAAUCAUCAGCGGGUGCAGUUGAUAGCAAACGAAGGCGCCUAAAUGCAUCUCUCGGUACACUCCCUGCUGCACCUUCAAACCUGCGCCAGUCGUCGCUUGGUCCUGGCACACCAAAGGCCGGAACGCCCGUGACAAGCCGUGCAGGCAGUGCUGGCCCUCGCGCAGGAGGCAUUACCAAGAAGGCGGCCACUAAGAAAGUGGCGCCGCAUCAGCAAGUAAAGAAAAUCAAAGCUAGCAGCAACAAUGCGAAACUUAUCAAGCGGUCGUCAAGCGUUGGCAUGAAGUUUAAGAGCGGUCACAAAAAGUCGCCGUCUGCUGUUGGAGUCGGAGAUGAUGAAGAUGAUGACUCGAUGCUCAGCAGUGCCGAUGGCUCUGAGUCUGAAAUCACUGGAGCUUCUCGUCGUCGUGCUGGCGGUGGUGAUAUGGCGGAUUCAGAUGAGGAAAUGGAGGAAGAGGAGGAUGAAGGUGGCGAGGAUACCAAGGUCUAUUGUACUUGUCGCAGCGUCAGCCAUGGAGACAUGGUGGCAUGUGAUAAUGAUAAUUGUCCUUAUGAGUGGUUCCACUGGAAAUGCGUUGGAUUGACCAGGGAGCCUCUGGGCACUUGGUAUUGUGACGAGUGCAGACAGACUCUUGGAAAAUGA